GCCGCCGCGUUGGGCGGGGCUGGGCCGUGUGUGUCGCGGCUUCCCCUGCCCCAGCCAGGGCUCUGUGCGGAGCCUGAGCGAAGCGCUUGGGCGGCAGCGGCCAGGAAAGAGCGAUGUGAUGUGGAGGCAGAGCUUCGGAGACCGCGGUAGUGGGGGCGUCCUCCUGGUGUUGUCCUGGGGCGGCUCAGGCGGGAUAUGGCGAAUGUCAAAGUGGCUGUCCGGGUCCGGCCUCUCAGCAAAAGAGAGCAUGCAGAAGGAGGAAGGAUAAUUGUAGAAGUUGAAGAUAAAACGGCUAAAGUUAGACACACAAAGGUAGAUAACAGGUAUGAAGGUCUUUGGGACACCAGGGAGAAAGUUAUGGCAUUUGGCUUUGAUUAUUGUUAUUGGUCAGUUGAUCCUGAGGACACAAAAUAUGCAUCACAGGAAGUGGUUUUCCAGGACCUUGGUACUUCAGUAUUAUCUGGUGCUUUUAAAGGAUACAACAUUUGUCUUUUUGCAUAUGGGCAGACAGGUUCUGGAAAAACAUACACUAUGAUGGGAACUCCAGCAUCAAUUGGAUUAACACCUCGUAUAUGUAAGGGUCUGUUUUCAAGGGAUGAUGAUUAUUCAAAACAGCCAGCAUCAUGCAGAGUGGAAGUCAGUUUCCUAGAAAUCUAUAAUGAGCGAGUCCGGGAUUUGUUAAGGCUGUCCAAUAAUAAAAAGCCAUAUACGCUUCGUGUCCGUGAGCACCCUGAAACAGGGCCAUAUGUACAAGGCCUGUCUCAGCAUGUGGUUACAGACUACAAACAAGUAGUUGGACUUUUGGAAGAAGGAAUUGCAAACAGAAUUACAGCAGCUACACAUGUUCAUGAUGCCAGCAGCAGAUCUCAUGCUAUCUUCACCAUCCAGUAUACUCAAGCUAUACUAGAGAACAACCUGCCCUCUGAAAUUGCAAGCAAGAUCAACUUAGUGGACCUUGCAGGCAGUGAAAGAGCUGAUCCCAGUUACUGCAAAGAUCGGAUUACAGAAGGUGCCAACAUUAACAAAUCAUUGGUCACUCUUGGAAUUGUCAUCUCUGCAUUAGCACAAAACUCCCAGAUGUUCAGUAGCUGCCAGAGCAUAAACAGCAUAGCUAGUGAAGUGGACAGCAACCACACAGACACUCACUGUGGAGCCAGUGUCGGCAACCACAGACGCCAAGCUUACAUUCCAUACCGUGACUCCAUCCUCACUUGGCUUCUGAAAGAUAGUCUGGGUGGCAAUUCCAAGACCAUUAUGAUUGCAACUAUCUCUCCUGCAAGUUCUUGUUACAAUGAGACCAUUAGUACUUUGCGAUAUGCUUCAAAUGCCAAAAACAUUAUUAACAAACCCCGGGUGAAUGAGGAUGCAAAUGUGAAACUGAUUAGAGAACUGCGAGAAGAAAUCGAUAGAUUGAAGACCAUGCUGAUGAGCUUUGAGCUGAGAAAUUCUAGUCCUUCUUGGAGUGAUGAUAAAGAUGGGAAUCUGACAGAAUUAGUUCUUCAGAAUGAACUUAAGAUUGAGCAACUGACCAAAGACUGGACCAAUAAGUGGACUAACAGGAAAGCUAUCAUGGAAGAAUACAGUGUGGAUAUCAACAAGAAAAAGUCUGGAGUGAUGAUAGACUCCAAUUUACCUCAUCUAAUGGCCAUGGAUGAUGACAUCCUUAGUACUGGAGUCGUGCUCUAUCAUCUCAGGGAAGGAUCAACCAAAAUUGGAAGAAGUGAUUCAAAACAAGAGCAGGAUAUUGUUUUGCAGGGUCAAUGGAUUGAAAGGGACCAUUGCGUUAUAGACAACCAGCAUGGAAUUGUGACUCUGCGGCCUCUUCAGGGAGCACGUUGCAUUGUGAAUGGUUAUGAAGUCACAGAUACUUUCCGCUUAUCACAGGGAGCCCUUGUUGUUCUUGGCAAAGCUCACAAGUUCAGGUUCAACCACCCAGCUGAGGCUGCUGUUUUAAGACAGAGACGAUCAAUCAGUGAGACUUCUUCUCUUAUGAGCUGCAGAUCUCUCGAAUGGCUAGAUUUGGAUGGAGACUUUACCCCCUUCUUUUCUCAUAGCAUUUAUCCAGCUGAAGCAGAAAGCAGAGAACAGGAAAAUGCAGUGAAUGAAGAAUGCCAGCCAGUUUUCCACAGUAGGAAAAUUCAACAGCAACAACUCUAUGUUGAAGAAUUACAGCAGCAGAUCCUGGAUGGGCAGAUUCAAGCUGAACAAGAACUAGAACAUGAUGAGGCAGCAAUCAAUCAGCAGAUCAGAGAAAACCAGCAGUGGCUGAUUAAUGAAGAGAAACAAUUGGCUGUCCAGCAGCAGCGGGAAACUGCUGUACAGACGGAUGUCAAAUCCUAUGCAGAAGCUGGAGUUCAACAUAUACUGGAAUCUAAGACUGGCCCAUCUCUCACAGAGCAGAACAAGAAGAAACUGGUACAGCUAGAACUUUUACGAAAAUAUUCCUUGAAGAAAGCGGAAAAAAAUUUAAGGAAGAAGAAGGUCAAACUGCAUUUGGAGAGGAUUGUGAAGAAGCAGAAAUUGCUUGAGGCCAAGAAAAAUCUGGAACAAUUAGAAGCUAGUUGCUGGAUCAGUGAGGAUAAUGGGAAAUGUUCCCAGUCUCUGAACCAAGAUACUAUAGUAACAUCCUGGGACUGCAAGUAUCCAAGGAUCAGAUCAGGAUCAGGUUUGGACUCCUUACAACGCAGAAGAAACUCCUUUUUAAAUCUUUGCCUGCCACAUGUCCCCAGUUGCAGUCUUUUUGUGAAGAAGGAUCCCUCCUCUGAAUUAUCUACCUCAGCACACAGCUGCUCGAACGUCAAUCCACCAAGGAAAUCACUGUCUGUAGAGUAUCUUCCCAGAACAGUUAAAGAACAGUCUAGAAGAGAUAAUGUCCAUAAUGAAAGAGAUGCCUCCUUCCUUACUCAAAGGCAGCUAACUGAAAAACAACCGUCAUAUUUGGGAAAUAAAGGAGAAGGAGACAAUAAUAAUACAGGGGUCAUUUCUCAUAUCUGUAAAGAUAACAACAAAAUGGAAAAAUUAGAUAGAACAAGGCAAACUAGAUCUAAAACCCAAAAUUCUAAGAGUUGCUCUCCUGACCACUUUAAGAAAAAGAAUGGAACUGAAAUAGGGAAACAAGUGACCAAAGGAAAAAUAUUAGGAGAUUCAAGUCAGCAUACAGGAAAGCACUUAGAAAAGAAUGAAUCUCAGGAAGUUAGUAGAAAGGUUAGAACAGAUUUUAAACCCCCUCGCCAAGGUUCACUUCCAGGAAGUUCUAUUAAGAAACUAAAAAAACCAGCAGUAUGUGGUAAAGCGUCAACACAACAUCUAAGCCAAACUGCAAAGAACGUGAAAAGAAAUUCAAAGGACAAGCAAUCUGAAGAACAGCACGAACUCAUAAAGACAGCAACCUUAGUAGGAAGUCUUAACAAUAUAAAUACCCACAAACCACUCUGUCAUGGUGAAAAAAGAUGGCACAGUGCUGAAGUGUUGAGUACUGGAAUUGCAAAAGCAGCCCCUGAUCCACUGAGGGGCUGGCAAGAAGAUGAAGAUAUAGAAUUUUCUGAUACAGAUAGUACCUAUUCAGUGGAUUCUCUUUCCUGUGUUUAUGCAAAUGUCCCCAAAGAGCAACUGAAGGAUGAGGAGUCAGCUGGAAUUGAGGACACUGUUGAUCCAGAAGGUUCUGAAAGUGAUGACAGCCAGAUGUCCCAAGAUUCUCUUACAGAAAAAGUAAACAAUAUUGAAAGCCAAGAUGAAAAGCAUUUUUCUGAGGUCCAUCAGGAGCUUGUUAAGUUUUGCAAAGAUGACAGCUAUCAGCCUCUCUCACUGUUGGGAACCAUGUGUGCAUCAGGCAAUAAUCUGACUGAGAGAAGCUUUUCUCUCGAUAGUCUAGGUGAUGUUGAUGAAGUGUCAGGAGAAGACUUGGCAGAGGAAUCUAAAUUAGAAUCUCUUGAUGAAGUGCCUGCAGAGGUCUUUUGGAGGCUGCAAAAUUCAAAGACAGAAUUCAUAAAGAGCAACAAACAGCAUAAUCCUGAAGAAACUAUAAGAAGAUCUGAUGACUUUAAUCUAAAUGCUAGUUGUUUUUAUCUAGAUGACAGUACACAGUCUAGUUGCAGUAGCAUUUAUGGUCAAUCAGUAAAGGAAAUGAAAAUUAGUUUUGUAGAACAAGGAGAGUCUCUAAAUCAAAGACCACACAUUUCAGAUGAAAAUCUUCCAAUUUUGUCAGAUGCUUGGUUAUCCUAUGACUUGAAAAAUGGAAAGAGCAACCCCAUCAUAGCAAUGCCUUCUUCCCAAGAUCAAUUAGAAUUUCGGGUUGCUGAGCUACAUCCUGUUAACAAAUCAAAUUUUUGGAUAAAGAAAGAUGACCUAAGGCAAUCAGCUGCUGAAUUAUCUUUUGUCUCUUAUUCUAAGCAGCCUCAUCGGACUUCUUGUGAGCCUAAUAAGAUUGAAAUGCUAUUUGCAUCUGCAGCACCAUCAGUACCGUUACCAGAAACAAGGAAGCAUCUUGAUACAGAUGUUCCAGGAACCACGUUGUCAUUUUCUGAUUCAACUACAAGCAUUUCGUUUGGUCAUGUUUCUACAUUUUCUGUAAAACAGGAUUACUGUGAGGUUGCCACACCACCUAAGCCUCCUGCCCAGGAACCUGAUAAAUUUUCUGAGGGGAGAUCUACUAAUGAGUGGAGGCAAAGUUCUAGCUGUUUGGAAGAAGCCUCAGGGACAGAUAAUUUCUCCCAAGAAAAACAAGACCUGUCUGUUUCUUCAGUUUAUCCUGAGAUAUCCAAGGAUCAGAGUUUUAAAAUAACCUCAGUAAUGUCUGCACCACGUACUCACCCUUUCCAGAAAGGAGAAACAUAUGUAAAUACUAAUUUUGAAGACUGUCUCUUUAGAACAAUUGAAAAGGGAGACAUUGACAAUGACUCUGAUAGCAGCAUAAAGGAUUCAAACUUUGAAGAUAAACAUACCUCCAUGUUAUCCAAUGAAUCAUCUGGCCUGCCUUCAGUGUGUACAACACAAGAAAAAUAUGAAGACCAUGAACAUUUGUUUUCAAAAGAGGGAACAUCAUUAUUAAGUGAUGAAAGCUUCCAUCUCUGUGACGUAUCAAGCAAGACUAAAAAUCUUGUUUAUGUUAAGGAAGAAAAGUGUUUGGGUGAUAAAAUACAUUUACUGAAACAUAGCAGACUUAAUGUUGACAUUGGGCAGAAAAUAAAAUACCAACAUUUGUCUGCAGAAGAAAUUGCCAUAGACAGAGAUGAUUCUUCUGAAAGUAAAUCACAUCCAACUAAGAUGAUUGCUUUUUGCCACAGUGGUCAAUUUGCUCUACCAAUACAAACCUCUGAGGAGACAGAGACAGUCAGUAUGCAAGAAAAUAGAGAUGUCUUAACAGAAUCUACUUUAGAGGUUCCUUCAUUAAGAGAGGAGGAAGAAAAUAAACCUCAAGAUGAAGAAUGGUGUUCAGAAAAUCAUUUUGAAUUUCAGACUAAAGCCUUAAUGAGUGAUUCCCAUUCAGGUUUAAAAUUGGACUAUCCUGAAAAUUACUUAAGCCAAGAAAUUUUGUUGACUUUGGAUGCUGAAAAUGUGAUGGGGCAGAGCAGUGAAGGGAAAUAUUAUAACAUGAUUUCUUUCUCCAGCCAGGAAACACCUUUGCUCGCUUGUAUGAAUUUGGUGAUGGACAAAUCAAUAUGUCCUAAUGUGAACAUAAAUGAGGAAAACACUGAACCGUCCAUUGGUUCUUGUGACCUUGACAAUAAAUCAGUUUCACAGACUGACCCAAAUAUGUAUUAUCAAGACACGACCAGAGUGGAAAAACACACUGAAAAACUUCAGGAUUGCAUGAUAGUUAAGGAUGUUUGUGAGACCAGAUCUUGUUACAUGGACAAUAAUUUAAAAGAGAGCUGUUCUUCUGUAACUAAUUCUGGCUGUGUUAGUACUACUGAUCAGAAACACACAACACACAAGGAGGUUAAUGAUUCUCUUAUUUUUGACUCCACUGUUCACUCUGGCAGAACCAGAGCUCAACAUAUAUCUUUACCUGCCUCCAGAGAAGAGAAAGAAGCUCCAAAUUUGUGUAUGGUCCUUAAUAAAAAUGAUUGCUCAGGAGUGGAAUUGAAUUCUGGUUGUAUCAGAAAUCACACUGAAAAGGUCACGGCAAGUGGGGUUGUAUCAGCCAUAGCUUCCCAAGAGCAGAGCCCCUGUGUAAAUAAAGAAUCUGAAUAUUUAGAAGAAAGAAUUGUCACUGGAGCUGUAACUACUUCUGAAGAUAAUAAAGAUGAAUAUAACAGUAAGACAAUAAACUCUGAAGAAUUAACUAAAUUAAUAAAUAGUGUCAACAAGUUAGAAAAUGACAUUUUAGAAAUGAAAUCUAGUCCGAGUAAAAGUUCACAAAAUUAUCUUCGAGAUGAAGCUCAGAAUAAAACUGCAUUGAGUAAGAGCAACUCUGAAAGUUAUAGUGUGAUUCAGAGGCCCAGCAAUGAUGAUGAGGAAUGUUUUAAGAAGCUGCUUAUUACAGUAACACACCAAGAAAGAGAUAAAGAGAAGAUCCAGUUGAAAGAUGUGAGGAAAGAAGGACUGCAUUCAUCAAAAUCAGCAAUGAGCCAUGAUAGUAUUAUUCAGACAAAUAAUGUUAAUGAAAAUAACGUUCAAGGAAAUACAAAAGAAAGCAAUUAUCCCACAGAUAUAGAAGAAAGCAAAGUACAAAAUGAUGCAAGAGAAAAGGAAGAAUUUGUAAAUACCAAGUCAGAUGGACGACACACUGAUGAAAACAUUAUAUUGCUACAAGAUAAUCCAGCUCAUGAUAUCAUGCAUUAUGACAGCAACAAUCAUGGUACAAAUAUAGAUAGUGAGAUAACAGAAACAUAUUUCAUUGCUUCUGAAUUGGAAAAACAAGAAAAUGUGCUUCAGUUAUCAGAAACAUGUCUUGAUACAGAUGAGACACAUGAAGAGAGACAUUCAGUAGAUAUUUGUAGUUGCACAAGAGUCAUUAAUAGAGCACUAAAAGACAACAGUACUGAUGUUUCUUCAGGUGACAAUGAACUUAUAACUGACCAAUGUGGGGUUAGUGAAGAGUUAAGACAAGACAACAAUGUUGAACAUAUUAAUGCAUCAAAAUGUCUUCCUUCAAGUUUUUCUGAUAACAGCAUCUCAGAACAUUGUGAUGUAAAUCUUGUUGGAAACAGGCCUGAUGUUUAUAAAUGUGUCUCAAUUCACAGCCUAUCUGAGGAAAAAGAGGAAGUAAAUCAGAUAACUCCAAUCCCACUGGCUACAACUGAAGUACUGACCAAAAGUACUAAUACACAAAACAUGUAUGUUUUAAAAACUGAAAAUGAAGGAAGGAAUUUUGAAGAGAACAGUGAAUGCCCAGAACUGGGUGGUUCACAAAAUCAAGCUGAAUCUCUACCAGAGGAAAAAUGUAGUUACUGGGUCUCAAAUAAUGACACCCUUCUAAGUGAAGUAUCAGAAGAAAGUGAAUGGCUACCUCACAUUUUUUCAAGGACUAUCGCUAAUAUUGUUAAUGAUUCAAUAACUGUUAACCAAAAAGAUCUACAAGAGAGUAGAAAACCAAACCAAAACUAUGGAAUAACUUCUGUUGCUGUUAAGGACUUUCCCCAUCAGCCUGCAUAUAGUCCUUUGUUGUCUGGAAUAAACAGAAGUGGAGAAAGUAUGAAGAGUGACCCUACAGUAGCAAGCAAUGCCAUUAAGUAUGCAGUGCCAUUAAGUAAAAGUAUUAGUGAUGGAGUAGUUCUUCAGUACUAUGAAACGCAAAUGGACAGUGAUUUGAAGGCUGAAAUACUGUAUACCUUUAACGAAGGGAGCAAAAAUGAGUUGAUUUCUGAUGUCAUGCAAAAUAAAUAUAUUACCUUUGCGCCUGAUGUACAACAGCAGGAUGGAGAGGUGAAAGGUGACUUCAUAUUCCAAAAAACAUCUGAUUAUAUGUCAUCUGAGAAGAUUCCUAGCGAGGAUAACUCACAUUCAAAAUCAUGUAUUGCAGAAUGCUACGGAUUGCCGGCUUUUCUUUCUGUUAAUGACACACAAAACAAAGUAAUUCCUCUCCAAAAGUUGUUUUCUUCUGAAAAUACAAGUCAAAGUAUGGGUGGUUCUCAUGGUGAAUACUGUCCAAGUGAAGACAUACAGUCAGAAAAAGAAUUAAAACCAUUAAACCUAUCUCAAAAAGAGAGUGCUACAUCAGGUUCUUUUGCCUCAGAAAAUACAAAUAUGUUCCCAUCUUCAAUAUUCAGAGGAAAUGUAGAAGAAAUAAUGCAGUCCUUACCAGAGCUUUCUUCUCAAGAGUGUUUUAACAGUAUUAUCAGUCCAAAAGAAUUGAAUUCAUUAGUGCAAUAUGACCAGAUGAAAAAAUGCCCAGAAGCCAUUUGUACUGAGAGAGAAUACAAAAGAAGCAGCAAAAUAUUUACUGGAGAAUUAGAAUGCCAAAUAGAAACCACUGAUGUUCUGGUGUACAAAACGUCUUCUGAUCUUUGUGCGGGACACUCGGAUAACUCUGUGGCGAUAAUUGAGGAUGGUGUAAAUCUUUUAGGGCAUUCUAACCAACCCCUAUGGGAGAAUCCUCAUUAUGGGGAAGAUAGUUCCACACGAUACAAUAUUAAUUCUUACAUUUCUGAAUACUCUGCUAGUCUCUUGAACAGUUCAGCUACACUGUCAAAUGUGGUAUUAGAAUGUCCUAUAGACAAAUGCAACGCUGACCUUUUUUAUUUAGAGGAAAGAAAAGUUUUUGAUCUCCCUGUGUUACCUGUAGGUGAUUAUGCUGUACACCAACAAGAUGGCAAAAGUACAAAAAAUACUCAAGGAGUAGUAGAAGUGUAUCAAACGGAAAUACAAGGCCAAGAUUCUUCCUGCAAAUGUCUGUAUAACCAAGAUGAUAAUGUGUUUUUACAACCUGAGAACUUUGUGGAAAGGACAGAAAUAUGUUUGCAAGACAGAAGCUUGCUCGCUCAUCAAAGUUCAGAAGAAAUAAGCAAUGAUGAAGCAAUACCACCUCCUUUAUGCUCUAUUGAAGAUUUUCCCACUUGUACAGUGUUUAAAAAAGCAAGUACUCUUGACUCCCCAAGAUUACCAAAAGGCUCCCUAUCUUCUAUAUGUAGUCAGUUUGCUGAUACUCAGCAAGAUGCUUUUUUAACUCCUCAUUUGUCUUCUGUUUUUCGAGUACAAGAAAGUCAAGGGUUUUGUCAUCAAGCUGUUCUAAAUGUCCCUUGCUCAUCUUCAGAAACUUCUCUUAGUCUCAACGUGAGUAACAGUGAAAUUGAAAGACAUGGUAUUCUACAUGACGCAGUUACAUCAAGUUGUCCCACACUUACUACCAGUCAGAUAGAAGAAAGUCAGUGUGAUGAUACUGUGAUAUUUGACCAGCAGCCAUGUGCUUCAGAAACCAUUUCUCUUUCUUUUGCAAAAGAAAAUGGAUACCUUCCAAUAUCUGAUUCUGAAUCUGACUCUCAGAGAAUCUCGAUUGUUGAUGGCAAUGGAUUGCAUACAUAUACAUCUGAAAAAUCUCACCAUGAAAUGUAUCAAGAGCCCAGGGAUGCAGUUCCACUGAAAAAAAGAUACUUAGAAGACAUUGGCAAAAAUUUGCAUCACAUUUUAAAUUCAAGUAUUGACCUCCAAGAUCAAAAUACAUCAUAUUUAAAUAGCAAGGUUGAUAUAACAACUGUCCCUACCACGAAUACAAAUAAUUAUAGUAUAACGGAAUAUAAGGACAUGACGAGUGAGAAAGAAUUUUUGACAUCAGAACAGCCAAACCUUUCCGUAAUAAAUGACAGCAUGUCUUCUAAGUAUUUAUCAGGAAACAGCUCUUUAUCUUUGCAAGAAGAACCUGAACUAGAGAUACUGAGGAAUGAAAAAUUAGUUUUCACUUCACAUAAUACAAAGAGCAACAAAGUCGGGCAACGGCCAAGUCUGCAAAGUCAUAGUUUAUCAGCACCAGCUAUUAUUGUAAUGUCUAAUUUUGAAUGUCCUUCAGAAACUUCUUCUAAGGUAGACAUUUCUGUAAAUCCUGCCUCCAAGUCAUUGCAAGAGCUAAAUAUGAGUGUUGAGCCUCCAUCUCCAACUGAAGAUGACCUGCACAGAACUGGAAGCUUUUCAAAAUUAAAGGCAGACAGUGUUGUGCCAGUGAAACACAAACCCAGAUUUCAAAAAAAAUCAGUCCAAGCCCAGAGAUCUAGUACAUAUGAUAAAAGAAACUAUAUGGAGAGAACUCAGGGCAGUCGCUCCUCAGAAGACUCCCCUGUUCACUAUCCCAUAGCUGUUGCCCACACAAUGAACAAUCUUGUGAAUUCAGAAACAGGCAAGCACUCACAGAACAUUUCUUCAAUAAAUGGAUGCAACAUGGACACAAGGUAUCAAAUGGAGACAACAGGUGGACUACCAAAGGACAAUAAAGAUGCAAUCCACUUUAGUUCAAGUGAUAUCAACCCAUAUAUUCGCCCAUGGCAACAAGAUGAACACUGCAACAUUGGUUGGAAACAGUAUGUUUUUGGAAGUGCAAGUGAUGUCUCUAGUAACCCCCCUCCACUGAGCUUGGAUCAUCAAACAGUUAUGAGAUGCUCCAGUGUGGAUAAUGGUUUGAAUUCUCAGAACUCCCCUUUCCAUUCUCAUCUCAGUUCUUAUGCUAAUACAAGAAUUUUGUCCAGCACUAUAAGUAGCACAGAUGAUCUCCAAGGAUGGGAUGUUGCAAGAGAAGGUUUUGAAUCUACACAUUCAGAUGAAAGUGGCAAGCAUUAUACAAAUGUUUCUCACAACGACCUUGAGACUACACCAGAAAACUGUAUUUCCAGAAGCGAGAAUCACUCUAAGCAAUAUGGGAAUGCUUCCAUGCAAGUUGAUGAAAUUGUUCUACUCUACCCAUCUGAAUCAGAAGUAUCCUCCAGUAAAUCACAGGGGCUACUCACGUGUGAACGUGAAACACAAACAGAGGCUCCAGCAAGGCAUAAAAGACAGAAGCGGCAUCGCCGAAGCUACACAGAUAUGUCUACAAGAAAACCUGAGGCUAGUAGGUCAUUACAACAGCCAUCGUCUUGGUCAAGUGUGCAGAAUCUGUCCUUGCAUCUUUCCCAGCUCCUUCACAACACUUCUGAGCUGCUAGGAAACCUGUCCCUACAGACCGUUAAAGAUAAUGAACCAAGUGAGCAGAAAAUAAUUGAUGAAGAAAGAACAAGAGCUAUGAUGUCUGACAGCUGUACACAAACAACAGAAGACAUAGGCAUUCAGACAGAUACUUUAGGGUCCCUGAAAAGCAAGAACAACGAAAGCCAACUCAAAACUGAGGAAAGGCAUGAAUUAAUGAAGUCUCAGGAGGUAAAUGUUAUUGUAAAGGUAGUGCAUUCAGAUUCUGUAGCUCUGAUGAAGGAGAAAAUGUCAGAGAGCAAGGGAAAGAAACUGCAGAGCAUGCCUAACAUAAAAAACCAUAUUGGUGAUUCUCCAGAAGAUUUUUCUAUAUCUCAGCCUAACUUCAGUGAAGCUGCCAGUCCUUCAUUAAAAGGGCACAAAACACAAUUAAAUGCUCCUUCAGCCCUUGCACUUGGCGCUCCCAAAGUUUCACCUGUUACAUCACCUUCGUUGGGUUCUAAAGAUGAGGAGUCUUCAUGUACUGUAGUUAGUAGCCCUGUCUCUAGCAUCUUUCUGCCUCCAGCGUGCUACUCUCAGGAUAAGAAACCUGUUGGUAAAAUUGGUAUUCCAGAAACAAGGGAAUUAUAUUGUAAAAACAAUUUGUUAGUAGACCGAGCCUCUUCUCCAAUUUUAACACUUAGUGCCAGUUCAGCCUGCCAGCAGCAUGAGUUAAGCAAGUCCAUUUGUUCUUUCAAAGGAACUGUUAGGCAUCAGAAAGAUACAACAAAUUCAGUAAACAGAAAGAAAGAAGAAAAGAAGGCAUCGGAUCCAUGGUACAACUUGGAUUCUCGGGAGCUGCAAAUAGACACUUCUUCACAAACUGAGAUGGACAGUGAGUCUACCACAUCUGGAGAAUGCAAGGAAAUGUGCAAAGUGGCUGGAAAUGUCUCUGAUCAACACACAACCAAAGAGCUUUCAGGAAAAGGUGCUUCAAAACAAGAACACAAAUUUACCAUUGAUACACACACUGCAAUUCACACCAAAAGACUCUAUCACUCAAGUAGUACUUUAGAACUUUCUAGCCAUGGGGAAUACUUGCUUGAUAAUCACAGAGAGACUGUUCCACUGGAACGUUCAUUUCGUCAGAUGCGUGCCACCCGAAGGGCAAGAAAUCUUUCAGGAGGAAUCAAAUAUGAGAGCCCCACUGGCAAUUCUGACUCCUCACCAACUAAAAAGCCCUUUCGGGCACCUUUAAAUGAGCAUUAUAGAGCUUCGUCAUUGAAUUCCAAUGAAUCUCCAGAAUGUUUGCAUGGUUCUUUUUCUCCACAGUGCCACCAGGCUUGGAGAAACAAAAAGGGCUGCCCUUUUCCAGUGUCUGAAACGAGUGAUGUUCAAGAUGAUGAUGAUGAUGAUGAUGAUGAUGAUGAUGCAGUAUCUGAUACUGAAAGUGAGUGUAAUACUGAAAUUCUACUAAAUGAGAAUACCUCCUUAGUAAAGACUCACAGGCUUAGAAGCUAUAGUCUGCGUGACCUUCCUCUGCACAAUAAAUUCAGCAACUGGUGUGGUGUGAAGGGUGGUCCGCACUCUUCUUUAACUAGCCUGACUCGAAGUACUGGUGAUAUCCAUAGCCAGGCAGAAAAGAGAACUGUCAAUGCAACAAGAGCAUCUGAAAUAGAAGAAAGAUUCUUGCUUAGUGAAAGGAGAGCCAGAGAAAUAGAGAGACUGCGAAGAGAGCGUGCUCAGGUUAUGUCUGGCAUCCAUUUAGAGAUGAAUCAGCAUCCUCUUACUGUGGAACUCACUGAGGCAAAGCUAAAUUAUGGCAUUGGGGAAACAGAUGCACAACUGAAGAUUCUUCAGAGUGGAGUUGCCGAGGAUUUGACAGCAGUGCCGAUAAAACAACAACUCUAUGAAAGGCACAGGAAAUCAAUUGAGAUAUUGAGAAAACAAAGGGAGGAGAGACUACAGUGUUUCAGAAGGAGCCGUAGUCUUAGUCCACAAAAGCAUCUUAGUCUUUUGCAGACAGUGGACACAAAUCAGAGAGAGCUGGAUCUCCCCAGCAGACGACGUGAAUACCUACAACGACUGAGAAGAGAUGUGGUGGAAACUACCAGAGUUCAAGAACCAAAAAUGAGGAUCCAGCAUCCUUCAGAGAUUGAGCUGCUGCUUCGAGAUUAUCAGAGGGCACGAGAGGAGACCAAAACUGAAAUUGCACGAGCCAGGGACAAGCUUCGGGAAAGAGCUGAACAAGAAAAAAGACGUAUUCGAGAACAAAUACUCUGUCAGCUACAAAAGGCAAAAACUAAGCUGAAGACCCUUGUAAGCACAAGCACUUUGUGUACAGAAUCCACCCUCAGUCUAUCUUCAGGACCGACAUCUGGAUACAACAGCAGUAAUACAGCUACUUACACUCCGAGUGUCCUUGGCAAACAAGGAAGUCAGACUUUUCCUGAAGAUGCAGAACGUUCAAGAGGAGAUGCAAGAGGCCGUACAGCUAUCAGAAAUAAUCACCUUUAUAUACUUGAGCAACUGCAAAAGGGUUCUAUUAGUGAGGCCUUUCCUAUGACCUCUUCGUCUAUGGAGAGGAGCAACAUCCAGCCAACACUUCCUUCCAGCCAUAAUUAUUGUCAUAGUCUAAUUGUUUCACCCAGCACCUUUUCAGUCUCUCAAGUGAAAGGCUAUGAGGAUUUGUCCAAACAUGUCUUGGCUAGCGCUACUGCAGAGGUUAUGGCAGUGUGUUCAAAUGAUUUGAGGAAUCUUUACAACGGCCAGGCAACAGCUGGUUGGAAAUACCAAUGUGUGGAAAGGGAUGUAUUAGUUUAUUAUAAAGCCUUCUCAUCAUCUGCAACUAAGCAUGGGUUCCUGGGAGCAGGAGUGAUCAACAAGCCACUUCCCACUGUAUUGUGUAUGCUGAAGGACCCUAGUAAAAGGCAUCUGUAUGACAAAACCAUUACGCUAGCUCAAGUGCAUAAGAAAAUAACCAGCAGUAUAGAGUUGGUAUAUGUGGUGAGUGAUGUUUCUCUGUGUUACCAAAAACAACCAAGGGAUUUCUGCUGCAUCUGUGUAGAAGCUAAAGAGGAGAAUGUAUCCAUCCUGGCUCUUCAAUCUGUGUAUGAAGAAUCAAUGCCUCGUCCAUGUAAAGAAAUAGUACGAGGAGAGAUUUUGCCCAGUGCUUGGAUAUUAGAACCAGAUACAGUGAAUGGAAGAGACAUCACUAAAGUCAUCUAUAUGGUACAGGUGGACCUUGGUGCCCCAGCCAUCCCUACAAGGCUUCUGAGUUCUGUUGCCAAGCGACAACCUCUGGUGAUUGCUAGGCUUGCUCACUUUCUCACAGGUUAAGCACUCACAGCACCUUGUUUCUGAAACAGCUUCGUUUGUGGGGAAAGUGUGAGUACCAGCAAGGUUGGUUUUCUAGCCAGCUUCAGAACUGAAGGCAAGACGUCCAAGAAACGUUAACUGGACCAUCACUAAGGAACAUUUGCUUUGGAUCUGUCCCUUGACUAAGGUGCUUUUCUGUUCAAUGUACAGAAACAGUGGUCCAGCAAGACUCCAUUUUGGAAACAAACAUUGAUAGAAGUCUGUGUUUUAAACCAUGUUUCAUGCAGUCAGACAAUUGGAAGACUGCUAGUGCAGUCAGAUGCAUAAUUAGGAGUAGCUGGUUUCUGGUGGAGUUUUUUAAGAAGCCUUUAAUCAUUGAAGCAAAACUACUGUAAUGUCCUUUCCAGAGUACCUGCUCAGAAGGGUUUUUGUAAAUAAAGUAAUCAUUGUAAUAAUUGUACAUAAUCGACUGGCUGAUUGGAGAAGCUUCCGAUGCCUCUCAAGGCAUUUAAAGGAGCUGCUGGAGCAAUAGCUCUUGCUAAUAUGCAUCAGCUAGUCACUACUUGACCUGAGCCAGAAACACAAACACAACUCAGGUAGAGACACAAUGUUCUACUACAGAAUCACUGCACCGCAGGCCUGAUUGCUUGAAACGGGAAAAUAUGAGCAGGCAGGGACAGUAGUUUACUGCACAUAUUAUACCACAACUGCCCUAUGAAUCAUGGAAUGGGGCUUCUAAUGCUGCACGAGGUGCAUCCAGUUGAUUCCCCCCCCCCACCUCUCUCAUUUGUUAGAUAGUUGGUUUUGAAGUCUUGAAUGAUCAAAGUUUAAGCUUAGUAGGCACUAAUGGCUUUGACCAUUCCAGGCUAACGCUGGUCUACGAAGAAGAAUCCCUUCUCUCACACACUCACUUAGGAGGUCCCACUCCUAACUCUUCCCCAUCAUGUUUAGCAGUAUUCCACCUGACCCAUUCCUCCUACUACACAACUGCACUUUUUGCAGUUCUAUUCCUCCUUAAGGUCUGGUUUGUUGUAACCAUCACAUUUGAUUAUAUCAAAUACAUUGCAUUUUAUAAAUUGUAACAUGUAUAAUAUUCUGAUCUUACUGAACUUGUAGAAUUAGCCCUCCCACCUGCUAUAAACUAGUGUCCAAAAGCAUGUUUGUCAUGUGGCAGGGUAGACAUUUGAUGAAGGUUGUUUCUAACAAUAGACAUACAAAUACAGUAGUAUAACUAUAGCAUUACUUAUAGCUGUUGCAUCAUUUUCUGCCACCCUGCUCUCAUUAAUUACAAGCCUGCUGCUUGAACUUAGUGCCUCACCGGCAAUGCUUUAUUGGAGCUGUUCACUGCUUCCAGCGUAUUUGCGGAUUUCCAUCUGAGUAAUGAGAAAUACCUGAUCAUGAGCUCCGUUUCUUCCCCUUGUUGCACUAAAGGUAAUUGAGUGAGGAUUACUGUGAGCUAAGGCUGUUGGAGGGCAGGGUAAAGAGUACACAACUGUUUGCAGACAUUGGUGUGUGAUAUAAGCAAGCUUAAAUAAUUGCUAUACCGUUAAAUGGCAGCCAGAGACUGGAUCAGAGGCUGUGCACUGGUAUCAAGACUUUUUCAUGGGUUGGAUCCCAGUCCAGGUUGAGAGUCCUACACUGCUGACUUUAGUACUUCAUAAAUAAUUUGUUUUAGCUGGAGCCUGUUCAGCACAACUAGAGCUACAAUCCUAUACACAUUUACUUGACAGCAUAUUCCACUGAACUGAUUAACUUGCAUUAAAUAUGGAUAGGAAUUAAUUGUUAAAUAUAAUGAAGGUAGUAGCUACCAGGAAAUCAAAGCACAGAAAUUCCCAUUGGUGAUUGAUAAAAGUUCAAUAAAGUAUGCCAAUAGUUUAUUGUACUACAAAAAUCCUGUGAAGUGGUUAAAAAGAUAUUUGCAGCACCCAGAACGCAGCCUUGUAUUCCUUCAAACGUAUUAUUAAGGAAUGGGGUGGGAUGUUGUAAACUACCAAAUUUUAUGCAAUGGCAUAAUUUAAUAGGGGUACAAGGGACCGAUUUUAGGAGAUAUUUCCAGUGAGCAUUGGCUAAAUAUUUGCUGAACAUUAGCUUGUUUUCCCCCUUUAUUUUUUGGACAUGGCACUGUUAAUGAACCAAAUGGUUUCAGCAGGAACAACAUCUAAGAUGGACUUUAGUCUUAACACAGAUGGUGCCUAUUGAAGGAUAAUGUCUUAUUGUACAGUGCAUCAGAUGUUUAUUUUUAUAAAUGCAUAUAGUUGUUUUUCUAUGUUUACAGAUUAAGUUAUUUAUAUAUACUUGUUUUGAGGUGGUUUUAUAUGCUGAAGCUUAUUAUUUUUACAGGUAUCAAUUAAUGUAUGCUUUUUAGAAAUAAUUGAUACUUUAAAAGUACUAUUUAUAUAAUAAACAUUUUCUUUUGCACCUAUAACACUAUGGUACCUGUGAAUGCCUAGAGCAAGAAGAAUAAUCUUAAAAUGGGGCAAAACUAUUUUCUGUGAAAUGUUUUAUUGAAUGUGGGAAGAAUACACCAUUUACUGUACCAUAUCUUUAGCCCAUAUCUGCUUUUAACCAAGAUUGCUAUUUUCAUAACUUCACAAUAAAUAAUUUUUUACAUUAAGGAAA
This is a messenger RNA of Hemicordylus capensis (graceful crag lizard), 16962 nucleotides long. RefSeq names its product StAR related lipid transfer domain containing 9 (gene STARD9). Gene Ontology annotation, molecular function: microtubule binding; lipid binding; microtubule motor activity. Lineage: Eukaryota; Metazoa; Chordata; Lepidosauria; Squamata; Cordylidae. Gene Ontology annotation, biological process: microtubule-based movement. The coding region runs from base 196 to 14364 and encodes 4722 amino acids. The transcript is spliced from 33 exons. The record is from RefSeq and is a predicted model, not a curated record.